AAAGCAGCAGCAGCAGCAGGAGGAGGAGGAGUGUGAACAUUGCGGAGUUCUUGGGGAUUCCGACAAUAUAGAGAUCAGACUCGGACCCGACGGUCGUUUUUGGAGCUCGAUGAGUUUUUGGACUCUACUUCCAUUUGGCGCGGUUGACGGCGCACGUUUGCCCAGAGAAAGCGCUCGGAUAGCGGAUUCAGGUUCCCGUGUGGCCACAUUCGAGAUCAGAGGAGCAAACAGGCAACACUGAGCUCUUGGUUAGUCCCAGAAGAACUGCCAAACAUAGAGCAUAUGCUUCAUCAGGACAGAGAAACCUCCUUGUUCCUCUGAAUGCGCUCACAACAUCAUUUUAAAGCAUUGUGGAUUUACUCAUUGAAUGCAUAGCGAUGCCGUGUUUCACAUUACCUGUAUGCAAAAUUUUUGACUGAAAAGAAUCAAAGCUGCUGGAGUUCUCUGCUCUGAUCAUUUAUGGCACAGAUCUUACUAAGGCAUUUUCAGUAGUUGUAAAACACCACAUCAGGGCAUCCUACUGUUGAACAUGACUCAUGGGGUGGAGUCUGGCCCUGAAACUCACCAGGAUUCUGCUGCUUUAACAUAUCUGGAAGGUUUGCUAAUGCAUCCGGUCACCACUGGGCCUGCUGCCACUGCUACACAGAGAUCAGAACCUGUCCACAACAAUGAAGAGAAUGCCAACAGCGUAACCAGGGCAUUUCAGCUGCACAACCAUGGCGCCCUUUCGCCAGAAAAGGGUAGCCCGCCUAGUGCAACCUCGCAGCACCUUAAAAAAGCCAGGCUGCUUCGUUCAGGAGCAUGGAGUGAAGACAGCCAGAAACAAUCAAGCACUGUAGUGGAGGUAAAUGGACAGAGAAGGGAGCACUACAAAGGAGGCCUGGAUAGCUCUGGGCAGGGAGAGAGCACCUUGCUGGCUUCGCUGCUGCAGUCCUUCAGCUCUCGGCUGCAGAGUGUCGCCUUGUCACAGCACAUUUCUCAAAGCCACAAACAGCUUGACAGAGAGAGCAGUGAAAGUGCUCCUGUUGAUCCUAAGGAAACCUACCAGAGUUACGGCACAGCAUCAGGCCGCCUGAAAAGCCUCAUGAGGAAAAGCAAGCAUCAGAACCAUAACACCGUGCCUUAUUGUCGACAGAGCAACCAGAACCGAGGCUCUGAUUCUCCUCGGCCCUCUCAAAGCUCUGCCCAGCCCACUAGCUCUGAAUCAAUGACUUGCACAGAACGACUCAAGGCUGUUGCCAGUAUGGUUCGGACAAGAUCCAGUCCGGCACCUUCACCUAAACCCAGUGUCGCCUGCAGUCAACUGGCAUUGUUGCUGUCCAGCGAGGCUCAUCUACAGCAGUACUCCAGAGAGCAGGCUUUAAAAGCACAAUUAACCAGUCGAUCAGCAAGUGAGAGGCUAGCGGCUAUGGCUACUCAACAAACACAAGAUAAGAGACCUCCCAGCAUGGGACAGCCAACAACCACCACAGACAUGCUAAGCUCCUUAAAUGCUCAAAACGGAACAAUCCCCCCAUUAGUGGUUAACUCCAGCAAAAGCAGCCCUUCCCUUUCCUCACCCUCCACGAGACCCCCCAAAGAGAGACGGUCUUUUGACAGGCACAGUCGACCACCACAGAACUGCAGUAGUCUGUUGCUUCUGCUGCUCAACAAUCACAACUCCCAACAGCAGCUCACCAGGAACGGACACCUAGAGGAAGACUGUGGCAUCCUUCCGAGCUGUGCCUCUUCCUUGCAGUCUGACAGUGAGUACUCCAACCCGGAUAACAGCCUGACCAAAGACAGCAGUGAUACUGAGAGCUUGUCCAGCUGUUCCCCCAUCGACCUCUCAAUGAAAAGCAGAACGUCUUGCCAAAAAUUUGAGCCCUGCUUCUCCUUGCCCCCCUUGAUGGAUAAGCUCACAGAGUCUCUCGUAAACAAAUGGAAGCCGGAAACUUCUGUGCCAAAGGUCCACGAGGCCGUAGAUCUGGAUACCAGCCCAGACAUAAAAUCCCAAGAUAAGGUCACUCUAAUGCAGUUACUGCUGGACCGCAGAAAUAACGAGAAGGUAAACAAAAGUUCAGAUCAUCCUAGUUUGCGGUCUGAUUCAGUAAUCAGCUGCUUGACUGCAGGCUCACUUAAACGCAUUGGCACACCAGAGGACUCCAGGACACAGAGCCCUCUGGACCGGCAAGCAGCUACCUUCAGCUCAGUCUCCCCUUCAUACUCCUUCCCCUCACCCAUUGCCCAGUCCAGUCCUUUAGAUCUCUGCAAGUCUAAAGCUAUCUCAAGUGAAAAGAUGGAGCCGCCGUUCAGUGCCAGCAAGCUACUGCAGAAUUUGGCCCAGAGUGGUAUAAAGAACUUGUCACCUUCUCCCCCUCCUUUACACUCUCACAAGUUGACAAGCAAAAGGCAAAGUCCAGAACUUGAGCUUGGAAAGCCCCAGACGUUCUUGAAUAGACUUGUCGCUCCAGCCAAACAGAGCAGUCCCCCUGUAUUGGAUGGAGGUUCCCCCAAAUGUGAGCAAUCACCCUCUUCAUCAAUGCAGAUAGAAAACCUUCUUGAGAAGCGCACAGUACUGCAGCUUUUGCUAGGAACAGCCUCCCAGAAGGAAAAAAACAGUGGACACAGAGUCUUAGAAGUAACCUCAAGGGGGAUGGAGAGGACAAGGGUGGGCUCUGCUAAGUGUGAUGGCUCAAAUGAACCUUCUCUGGACCUGAACAUCAAAAAGGAGCCAGUAGAGGAGAAUCUUCAAUCAGACAGCUUUGAUGAUGGGGUGCACCACCUGACAAGAUCAUCACAACACUCCCCCAUUGCUGAUGCACAGGACACAAUCAAAUCUGAGCUAUGUCCCACAGAAACAGCUUCUAAAUUUGGACUUCUGAGCCAGCUUUUGAAACAGCAGAAUUCUAUAUACCAUUCAAGCCCACACACAAGGCUUGUCAGGAACUCUGUAAAAAAGGAACCAAUGGAUUUUCACAGUCCAAUUCCUAAGAAAAGAAAACUGUGCAUUGAGUUAGCUGAGCGUCUAAGUAGUGAACUCUGUCAACCGCCUGGAGAUGCCACUAGUGACGAUCCAACGUCUGGAACACCUGAAUUUAAAGUUAGAGGGCUGGAAAAACCAAAGGAGGAUGAAUUACUAGGGAGUCCAGGGAACAAACCUCCUCUCUCCAGAGAAAGCCAAGGUUUUAAUGUUCUCAAGCAACUCCUUCUGUCAGAAAACUGUCUGAAAGAGCUAUCCCAACCCAGAGGCACCCCAAGUCCCUUCAUCCCUCCGGCAAACUGUGCAGCCAACGGGAACUUGACCCAGUCUGGUUUCCGUCACGAUUUGUCAAACUUACCAUGGUACCCCUAUUCUUUCAGUUCUGGUCCCAAAACUGCGCCCACACCCGUUGACACCCCAGUUUGGGCUAAUGUCUCCCCCAAAGCCAGUCCUAAACCAGUUAAAAGAGAACCUGAGGGGUCUCCUGAAGAAACUUUUAGCAGGGAGGAGAGAUCUAGUCCAGACUCGCCACCUUUAACCAGGUCUAAUCCGAUUCUUUACUACAUGCUUCAGCGGGGAAAUGGUCAGCUCAGACCUGAGAUGCGGGAUCAGAUGCAGUCGCCCCACUGUGUCAUGGGUGACUAUGAGCACAGGAUAAACUCUCCAGUUCACAGUCAGUUUUACAGUCAGAGAGAAGAUAGCCUAAAUGGCUCUGCGGAAAAAUGGUAGAUGUGAACUGGGAAAACAAUUUGUAUGGUCAAUUGUCUGUGAUUAUCUUUUACUAUUAUUAUUUGACCAUAGAGCACGGUCGCGCAGUUUAAAACAUAGUUUGGCUGUUUACCACCACUUUAAAUGUCAUUUAAUAAUGAGACGUUCACAUGUUAUAAUUAUUUUGCGUUUGUAUGUAUGAUGGCCCAGCACAAUGUAAAAUAUCGACCACAAAAGAGCUUUUCUUCCUUCCUCAACUUAAAACAUUUAUAAAGAACAUCCAAUUACAUGCAUUAUCCUGAGGAAUCCAGUAACGUUACCGCAAAUUUCACACUACAUUUAUCUCCAGCCAAAUCAGGACCCCUUCCAGUUUAUCGAAGCAAAGACAACCGUACAAUCGAAGCACAAUAUCGGAUUCGUGGCAUUGAAAUGUCAAGCUAUAAAGUAUAUUUUCUUACAGCAAACGUUAAAAGAAAGACCGUGUAAUCUAUCAGGUAUCAAGAAGGUUUUCACGUGUGAUAGAAGAGCAACAACAUUUACUGGAAUGUUCUAUAGUCGUAGCUUAGUCAGAUUUACAGUGCUUUAUUUUUCAUCCGGAAUGAAACUAUAGCUGUUAUGUGGUGAUAAUGGCAUGAUGUUAAACGAAAAAAACAAACCUGAGUGUCAUAUUUUUAGCCAAUGAAAUGUAUCUUUUUACAAUUUUGUAUGAUUUAGUUGUUUUGUAUCUUACCUAGAUAUUCUGUAUGUAGCAUUCACAUGUUAAUGUUGUCGACAAGAAUACUGAAAGAGGAUACAGGUUCUCCACCAAAGCCGUGAGGAUUCAUUAUAAUAUUUAUGGACGCUAAAUGUGUCAUGAUACUGUGUGAAUCAGACGCUCUACUGUGAGAAGGGAUUCAAUUCAGUCUGGUUCGUUAAUAUGUUCACCAUUUUAUUUUAUUUUUCAGAUGAAAGCCCAUCACUCAAGUCUUAAACAUUAUCCUACAAAGAUUUUAUUCCAUAUUCUCUAUGUUUUACACCAAAUUAGAACGAUUUAUGUAAAUAUUGCUUUCGAGAUGACUAUUUUGUAUUGUUCAAGACACACACAAAGUAGUUUUUAAUGUCUUGCGUUGUACAUAAGACUGUAAUAAUGUACAUAGGGUACUGGAGGACGAGACUUUUCUGCAUGUCUAUGUUGUGCUAAUGAUAAUCCGUUCAUCUACUGCUCUGUUCGAGGCUCUUUGCUGCCUGUAGCAUGCACACGCAUGGGGAGUCCCUGUGUUAUGGGGAAAUGUCAAGUCUUAAAAUAGAUGUUUUUAUCAGGCAGAGAUGGGUACUUAAACCGUAAUCUGUCUUCAAACGCAGUCCUAGACUGUUGAGCCAGCGCUCAAACAUGAGGAAAAAAUGUGCAUAUUGUUUUGAUUUCUGAAUGCUUUUGUUCGGUUUAAACUAACUAGAAUACACUUUCGGUUGAAUCGUUCUGCAAAAAUUGUGAAUAACUACAAAAAAAACAAGCGUUUUCAUAUUCUCCUGUGACAAACUGGAGCCUUUUGGUUUUCUUAUGUUCUGUCUUUGGUGUUUAUUUGCACUGAUAGCAUAAUAAAAAAUGGAAAUGCACAGGA
Danio aesculapii is the source of this 5268-nucleotide messenger RNA. RefSeq names its product nuclear receptor interacting protein 1b (gene nrip1b). The transcript has 2 exons. Lineage: Eukaryota; Metazoa; Chordata; Actinopteri; Cypriniformes; Danionidae. Gene Ontology annotation, biological process: regulation of transcription by RNA polymerase II. Gene Ontology annotation, cellular component: nucleus. The record is from RefSeq and is a predicted model, not a curated record. Gene Ontology annotation, molecular function: transcription coregulator activity; signaling receptor binding. Bases 530 to 3691 code for a protein of 1053 amino acids.